UUUUUUUUUGUUUUUUGUAAGCAUUUUUGUUGUUGUUCGCCGUGUAUGUGAAAAUUUCCCGAAUAUACAUUUCCACUUAAUUUGAACUAAAGACAUUACGUAAAUGAACAUCAUGGCCUUGCCGAGCAAUUACAAACAGAUUGCUGUGGGUGUUAGUGCACCCGGCACCGGGCCUGGAACGACAACGCCACUGCAAGGCGUUGGCGGCGGUGGUCCCAGCCGGUCUCGUGCGUCUGGCGGUGGUGGCGGCAAUGCCUCCGAUCGUAAUAAGGAUCAGACCCCAAUUUUCACGCAUAGCAAUUACGGCAAUCCGGCAUUUACUCCCCAAAAAGUGACAAAAUCGUCGAGUAGUAAAAACCAAAAUGAAUCUCGACUACCUAAGCCGCCAAAACCGCCAGAGAAACCUAUAUUGCCAUAUAUGAGAUACUCCAAACGUGUGUGGGACAGUGUUAAGGCACAACAUCCGGAGCUUAAACUAUGGGAACUGGGCAAAAAGAUCGGCGCCAUGUGGAAGCAGUUGGGCGAAGACGAAAAAUUGGAAUUUAUCGAUGAGUAUGAGGCUGAAAAGCUAGAGUACGAAAAGGCGCUAAAGGCGUACCACCAAACGCCAGCUUAUCAAGCAUACAUGUCUGCCAAAAGCAAAGUUAAAUCGGAUGUCUUAGAUAUGCAUGAGACUCCGUCAAGAGGUGGGGGCAGUAAGUCGCAGCACGAACGCCGCAUUGACAUCCAGCCGGCGGAAGACGAGGAUGACCAGGAUGAAGGUUAUACAGCCAAACAUAUGGCUUAUGCGCGCUAUUUACGGAAUCAUCGGCUAAUCAACGAGAUCUUUUCUGAGGCUGUGGUACCAGAUGUCCGGUCGGUGGUAACCACCCAGCGAAUGCAAGUGCUUAAGCGGCAGGUAAGCUCUCUGACCAUGCAUCAGACCAAACUGGAAGCGGAACUGCAACAAAUGGAAGAGAAGUUCGAAGCGAAAAAGCAGCGCAUGGUAGAGUCUAGUGAAGCGUUCCAGGAGGAGCUGAAAAGGCACUGCAAGCCUGCUGUGGACGAGGAAACAUUCCAAAAGAUGGUUCAUCGCAUGUACGAAGACAUCAAACGCGAUCGCCAGCGUUUAGAUGAACAAGGACAAGGGCCUCCACCUGCAUCUGCGGUCAAUGCGGAGCCCGCCAAAAAUCAACCUAGCCAACCAGGGGCCACACCGGCCUGUCAACAGGAUGCCCCGGUUCCUGUAAAAGAGACACAACCUGCCAGCAAACAAAAUCCUACACCCAACCCAUCUCCGAUUGUCCCAGCUGCCGCUGCACCCGUACCAACACCCACGCCUAUAGUACAUCAACAUGAGACGGCAAGCAAGACAGAUCCGGAGCCGAUGGAUAUUGAACCACCACCCAAGCCUUCGGUUCCACCACCGCCGAUAAAGCCAGAGAAACUGGAAAUGGCAGCUGCUCUUCCCCUCCAGUCUGCUCCUACGAUAGGAAUACCAGCGGGAUCGACCGAAGUAUCACCCAAAGAUAAUGCCUCAAAUAAAGUUGCUCCUCAUGGUAAGGUAACCACUCCAUUGCCUACUCCUACACCACCACCACAACCACUGACGAGCAACGAUUUAAAUCCGGCCACAACGAAUUCGACUCCACCUCUUCCAAAUGCAGUACAGCAGACGACACCAUUACCGCAACAACAACAACAACCACAACAGCAGCAGCCGCCGCCGCAGCAGCAACAGCAACAACAGUGUCCACCACCGCCAGGAGUAGCACAAAUGCAUCCACAUCCUGGUCAUCCACCACCGCCUGGUCAUCCGCAUUUGCCGCCACAUAUGACAGGUCCGCACCAGCCACCCCCACCAGGAAUGCCGCCAGGACUAGCGCCACCACCUCCACCCCAUGCUGGCUAUGCGAACUAUCCAUCUCCGGGUGGGCCAACACGCUCCCCGUAUUACCAACCUCAAUAUGGCGGCCAUCCCAGCGCUCAGUCCUACUAUGCACCAUCACCAUUUUCCCCCUAUCAGCAGCCUUAUGGCCCACCACCCGGUUCCCAUUACAUGAAUCCUCGUCCGCCACCGCAACACAAUGGUAAUCCGGGUGUGCAUUAUGCUGCCGAGCAUGCCACAAAUCCUCCCCCACCACCACCACAGCAGCAGCAACAACAGCAACUGCCGCCGGGCCAUAACAUGCAUGAAACUGGCUCAACUGGAGGUGGAACAGCAACAGUAAGCGGUGCACCAGCAAUCUACGGUCAGCAACCGCCUCUAACGACUGUUGCUGGUGCGGGUCCACCAGCGUCCGCAGGCGAGGGACCAGCCGGAACGGCCCCACCAUCAACAGUAGCAGCAGCACCCCCAGCAUCAGCAGCAGCUCCUCCCUCAUCUAGUGGAAAACAUGAUGCCGAAAAGCACGAAACAGAUUAGGACUAAAACGGCAAAAAGGCAUCAGCGAAUUGAAAUUCAAACUAAAGUCUCCCCGCAACCGAUCGUCGUACCCUUCCUUGGCUUUUAACUCUAGUUAUGGGAAUUAAAUUAUAUAUAUAUACAUUUUCCAAUUAUAUGUGCGUCCCUCGCGUUGUAUCAUAGCUCAUCAAUUACCCUAUAUACCCCCUAUAUCCUAUUCAAUUUAUUAGUUUAUUAUUAAUUUCCUUAUUUUUUUGACACAGCAGAAAAAUGUACUAAGUAAAACUCAAUUAAUUUUAAGCUUAAAAACCAGAUUUUAAGCGAUUGUGUAUGCACUGUAUCUGAAAAGAAAAUGUAUUAUCAUUCGAAAUAUACAGAUAACAAAACGUGUUAAA
Molecule: messenger RNA, 2778 nt
Organism: Drosophila willistoni
Lineage: Eukaryota; Metazoa; Arthropoda; Insecta; Diptera; Drosophilidae
Gene: Bap111
Product: leucine-rich repeat extensin-like protein 5
Exons: 1
Coding region: 104-2404 (766 amino acids)
Biological process (GO): negative regulation of DNA-templated transcription
Cellular component (GO): SWI/SNF complex
Molecular function (GO): nuclear receptor binding; nucleosomal DNA binding
Source: RefSeq, a predicted model, not a curated record